AUGAAUAAAGGAAAUAGUAUAUGUCGACUUGAGAAGUUGACUCAACUGUAUUUAAAGAAUCACAGGAAGAAUGUCUUGAAUGAGAUAGUUGAUAUAGUAUUUUCAGGUGAAGCAAAAGAUCAAUGUUUAGACUUUUUAAUCAGGAUUGGAUUUGCUCGAUCCAUGAUUUCUAGGCUUGCCUUUGAUGGAAGGAAGGAAACUGUCAAUUAUUAUAAAUUGCUACUUGCAUUGGUUAUGCAUGCUUACUAUGGACCAAAUCAUAAUGGAAGUCUCUUUGAUGAAUUGUUUGGUAUUUGGAUGGAGUCUGACAACAAAUUCAAGUUCAUUAGUAAAUUAGCAGAGUUUGCAGUUGACGAAUUUAUUAAUGAUACUGACUUUAAAAUCAAUAUUCUACAAGUAUUUUCCAACUUCAUUGUGCAUGACAUGUAUAAUAUGUUCAUUGAUGAGUACUAUGAUUUUGAGAUUCUCACAUCAUUAUAUAAUCCAACCGUCGCUUUUGAUGAUGAAGAACUUGCAAGGAUGUUUCUUCGUCCCUUUGGCUUACGUGACGAGAAAGCAAAUCUGUGGAUGCUUCGAUUGAUUACAUCAUUUGGGGGUGAUAGCCAGACAAGUGUUACUGAUUGGCAGGUUGCAGUGGCAAAGUUCUUCCAAACUUGGGUAUCUAGUCGUCGUCAUGCGAAAUCUGUUAUGAUGUUAUUAGAAGCUACUAAAGCAACAUCAUAUUUUGCUGUUAAAGCAACCAAAGGGGCAGCUGGAGCUGUUACUUUUUUAAAAUUUGCUAUGGAUGAUUUCAGCGAUUUUGAAGAUUUGAAAAUAGCGUUACAGAAGAAAUUUGACGGUCACAUAAACCUCAUGAACCAGCUUGCAAUGAUUAAGUCAUUGCAUGAUUGUACAAGAGAUAGUUUUGAAAAGUUGCUUCUUGAUAAUUUGAGUUUAAAUGAUGCUAAGCAAUUGCUUGACAUGUUUAUUCUGCGUGAAAAGCAAAUGAACUUUGCUACUUUAAAAUAUUUCACAAACGAUGUUGACAUGAAAAGGUUUUAUAUCGAUAUCGUUUUAACUCCAUUCUUCAGUUAUAUACCAUUUAGAGAUGUAAUAUGGAAAAACUUUACUGAGACGGAGUUAGAAGAUCUUCCUCGUUACAUCAAGUUUGCAUCUAAUUACAACUUUAUUUCUACUUUCUUUAGUGACGUUCAAAAUGAAAUGCUGGAUGAAACCAAACGUGAGAUAUUAGAACAUUUGAAGCUGAUUGCCAAAAGAGUCACUGUAACCGGACCAAAUUCUUUUAGUGGUAACAGUAAAUACUUUUGGAAAAUCAAGACUAUUCAGAAUAUUAAAGCAAAGGAGUAUCAAAUCGACCUUGACAAAACGAAUUCAAAUGAUUUCAAAUAUGCAUUGGCUGCUACUUUGUGUCAACCUAGUAAAACUUCAGAAACUAAAAAAAUAGGUAUUGACAAGUUGAGAAUUGGUAGAGUUGAAAAGUCCAACAACAACAGUUAUACUUUCAAAUGCGAGAAUCUUGACGAUUUGGGAUAUACCCAUUUGAUAUUUUUGCCAAAUACUGAUAGUUUGAAGGGAAGUGAUGUUUGGAACUACCUGAAACGCUUAAGGUUUUCAAUGUUCCCUGAAAUAGCAUUUAAAAUAAUGUCAUCCCCGAUUGAUAAUGAUAUCGAUGGAACAAACGAUACUGAUUUGGUUCAAUUAAUGUCUGUUUCGAAACAUGCUGACAUCCACAAAAUUUUACCAGAUUUAUAUUCUCCUAGAACGAUAGUUGUCGUUCCAACAAAGGAGUAUCUUGGACAAUACAGCGACCUCCCUUUGAUACGAUAUGGAGAUGCAAAGUCUGUUGAUAAAUUUGUGGAACAUGUGAAUGCUUUUUUUGAAAAUAUUCAGAGAUGUGCAGGAAUAGAGCAGAUUAAGCAAUUGAAGGAAUUCAUUUCAUUAGAACAACUUGAUCAAGUCAUGAAUCAAUUCCUCCAGGCCUGGACAACUGCUGCAAAAGAUAAGGCGCAAAAUGGUGUCGACUUCCCCAUUGAUUUUCAAAAGAUUACAAGUGAACCAAUCAGUGAGCCAGAGGAUUUUAAGAAAGUUACUACUAAAAUUGUCAGUACCUUUUCUUCCGUUGCUGUAUGUUGGGCCGUUUCCAAAGCACCACUUGUUGAAAAUACCUGGGAAUUUAUUUAUGAUAACUUGUCAAUUAUGAUUACUAUGGAUGAUUUAAUCCCACUAAUUGAGAACCUUGAAAAAGUGAAGUCUUUUGUAUUUGUCAACUGUCAUCCAUCUGUGUUCAUGAUGACAUACCUAUUUGUCGAUUGGGUGGAGGAAAACCCCGGAAGUAUGAAAAUAAUUGGAGGUAAACUUCAAGAUUAUUUUCUUUAUAAGCAUUCUAAGUCUAUCGACAAACCAGAUUGGAGAUCGGAAAUCGAAACAAAACCUAAAUUCAAUCCUGGUUUCAUGAACAAACUAGAAGUGAUAUCAGUUAAGGAUCAAGUGGAAGAAGCUGAAUACUGUGUAUUGUUGUACUACUACAUGAAGAAAUUAGGGUAUCCAACUGAAUUAAUUGGAAUUUGGACUUCAUGUCAACGUCAACUUGAUUUGAUUAAAGAAGUGGCCGAGUCUUUACUCCCAUCGUCGAUAGAUCGCCCGAACGUAUUAUUCAACAAAUCAGGAGUUAAUGAUUAUAUUCAUUAUAAGUAUUCCAUCAUUUCGUUAUUUACUGACUCCGAAUACAAAGAAUUAACCCUUACAGGAGAGUUGGGAAACUACUAUGUAAGUGCAAAUGCUUCAACAGAUAGGGCUUGUUUUUUUAAAAUGCCAAUCCCGGCUGAGAAUCAAUUACAUGUAAUCACCGGAGAAACUUAUAGUUGCAAGGAAAGAAAUAACCACGAGCAAGUUAUCGUUAAAGAUUUGCAACAAUUAAAAGAACUAGUCAAUAGUUUGGACUGA
Messenger RNA from Candida tropicalis MYA-3404, 2943 nucleotides. RefSeq lists its product as uncharacterized. NCBI's taxonomy places the organism in Eukaryota, Fungi, Ascomycota, Pichiomycetes, Serinales, Debaryomycetaceae. Bases 1 to 2943 code for a protein of 980 amino acids. The record is from RefSeq and is a predicted model, not a curated record. The transcript has a single exon.